Messenger RNA from Schistocerca serialis cubense, 1053 nucleotides. RefSeq names its product piggyBac transposable element-derived protein 3-like. NCBI's taxonomy places the organism in Eukaryota, Metazoa, Arthropoda, Insecta, Orthoptera, Acrididae. The coding region runs from base 1 to 1053 and encodes 350 amino acids. The transcript has a single exon. The record is from RefSeq and is a predicted model, not a curated record.
AUGUCUAAAGAACAGUUCCUUGCACUCAGGAAUAAUGUGCACUUUGUUGAUACUAUAAAACCACCUGAAGAGGCUAAAACUAAUAGACUGUGGAAAGUUCAGCCAGUGAUCGACACAGUAAGAAGAAGAUGUCACAGUUUGCCUCGUAGCUUUAACUACUACAGUAUUGAUGAGCAAAUGAUCCAUUUUACUGGGCGUUGCAAACUGAAGCAAUAUAUUAAAGGAAAACCAAGGCCUGUAGGUCUUAAAAACUUUAUCAUGACCUCAGCAUCAAGUAUAGUGUUGGAUCUUGAAAUUUAUCAAGGGGCUACUACACUUCUGGGUGAUAAGUCAUUAGGAUUAGGCCCUUCUGUUAUUUUACGACUAACACAGACUCUCCCACAAGGAAAUUUUGUUUAUUUUGAUAGGUACUUUAGCACAAUUCCUCUCUUAGUAAAGCUUAAGGAGAAGGAAAUUGAGGCUACUGGCACAAUAAUGGUAAACAGAAUUAAGAAUGUUAAUUUGAAAGAGGGAAGAAUGAAAAGAGGAGAGUGCCAUUCAUAUGUUAGAGCAGAUGAAGCUGUAGUAAUUACUGAGUGGCAGGACAGUCAGAGGGUUGUGAUAGCAUCCACUUGUGCUGGAAUUGAGCCAAAAUGUAAAGUUCAAAGGUGGUGUAAGCAGGAGGGCCACUAUCUUGAUGUAGAUUGCCCUUUUGUAAUUGAGCAGUACAAUGCCAAUAUGGGUGGCAUAGACAUUCAUGACCAGCAGGUUGAGUGUUACCGAACGUGGUUCACAACCAGAAAAUGGACAUUCAAGUGCUUGCUGCAUUUCAUAGACCUUUCAGUGGCCAACUGCUGGUUUCUCUACAGAGAGCACUGUAGUGAAAACCAGACUGCCAAAAAGAACAUUAUGGAUCUGUUGAAAUUUAGAAUGUCCCUAGCUGAGGCUCUUCUGUCAUGUCAAGACAGAAAGAGGAGAGCUGAAGAGUUUGAAACACCGUUAGAUGAUACGUUAAGUACCUCCACAAAGGUAAAAGUUUACAAACCCCAUCUGAAACCAGGUUUGGACAAGUGA